This is a messenger RNA of Symbiodinium pilosum, 786 nucleotides long. The record is from the annotation of a GenBank genome assembly. Lineage: Eukaryota; Dinophyceae; Suessiales; Symbiodiniaceae.
AUGACCGCUCUCAUGUUGGCAGCUUGCAGCGGCCACAUGGAGAUCGUACAAUUGCUGCUGGAAGCCGGUGCUGAAAAGGACUUGACAGAUCAGUGUGGCAAAACAGCUCUCAUGUUGGCAGCUUCCAUCGGCCACACGGAGAUAGUGGAAAUGCUACUGGAAGCCGGUGCUGAAAAGGAGUUGAAGGAUCAGUCUGGCAUGACAGCUCUCAUGGAGGCAGCAUGCAACGGCCACGCAGAGCUCGCGCAAUUGCUGCUGCAAGCCGGCACUGACAAGGACUUUCAGCAUGAAGACGGCCGGACAGCUCUUAUGGUGGCGGCUGUCAAGGGCAACAUAGAGAUCGCACAGUUGCUGCUGCAAGCCGGUGCCAAAAAGGACUUGCAGGAUCAGUGUGGCAGGACAGCUCUCAUGGUGGCAGCUACCAAGGGCAGCAUGGAGAUUGCACGGUCGCUGCUACAAGCUGGUGCCCAAAAGGACUUGGGAGAUCGGAACGGCAGGACAGCUCUCAUGGAGGCAGUAUCCUUUGGCCACACGCAGAUCGCAAAGACUCUGCUGCAAGCUGAUGCCAACGCGGACUUGCAGGACUUCCGCGGCAGGACAGCUCUCAUGGAGGCCGCAGGUAAGGGCCACACGGAGAUGGCACAGUUGUUGUUGCAAGCUGGCGCCGAAAAAGACCUGCAGGGUCACGAGGGCAGGACAGCUCUCAUGGAGGCAGCUUGCGAGGGUUACGUGGAGAUCGAGCAGUUGCUGCUGCAAGCUGGUGCCAACAAGGACGUUGCAGAAUGA